CGACGGCAGCAGAUUCUGAGCUUUCGGUUGCGGUCUGCUGGAGCUCGUGCUGGCAAAGCAAAGCAAGGCGGGGCGCGAGUUCGCAGCAAUGCGGGUCGGAGAUGGAGAGUAGGCUUUUUGUCUGGAUGCCUAUUUGUUCGGUGACACGAAAUGAUCGGAGAGUAAGUGAGAGUGGUAAUGUAGGCGGGCGCCGUGGUGUGAUGAUCAGACCAGUAUUUGGACAUUGCGCUGCGCUGCGUCCGAGAGCUGCGAGAGAUGGGGCCCGGCGCAUUUAUGCCGUGCGAAAUGCUCGAGCGGUGAGAUGAUGGCGAGCAGCCGGGGCCUCGGUAAGCGACUGCGCGCUCGCAGUUGAUUUUGUUCUCUCCCCUCCCCUCCCCUCCUCUCCCCUCGCUGAAGGAGACAACAAACAACGUCCGAGGGAGUUUCAGAGCGGGAGAAAGACAGAGCUGCACCGCAGCUAGGUGCUGCUGCCAUGAGGCAGGCAGUGUAGUUGGGCGGGAGCAAGGAAAAGAGAGGGAGAGAGAGAGAGGGAGAGAGAGAGAGAGAGAGAGCGCGCGCGCGAGAGAUAGAGAUUACCGUCGUGUCAUGCAAAGGAGCUCAGAGGUAGCGGGAGUGCGAACGAAGUCCGCGUGUGGUUGUUGAAAGGCUCGUACGUUGGAGAGAGCGUGCGGUCCGAGAGCCUUUGCACUGAUGAGAGAAGAUCGAGCGAAGAAGAGGAAGAAAAGAAAACUGCAGGGCAGCAGGCUUCCGUGGGGAAGAUGUAAUUGCUCGGUGUGACAGAAGACGAAUGAGAGUGAAAGGGCGGUAAGGAUAUGGUGGAGGGAGCGGGGAGAGAAGUUGUGCAAGCUGGAGCGGCCGCAGCAGAGGCCUGUGCAUUGUUUGUGAGAGUUUUUGGGCAUGCGGGACAGUGGAAGGGAAGAGAGAAACACGGUGAACUCGGCAGCCAAUGUCACGAGCUAGGAGAGGGAUAACCUUAGUGGUAGAGGAGUACGUGCAUGAACGGAACUUGUGCAAGAUGAACAGAUAGUGAGCGAGCCAAGAGAAAGUCAGAGGCGACGACAUUGGCCUCGGCCGGGAAGCAUUGUAUACCGCCACAAACUUUGGCGAGAAUGAAGGGUGGUGGGGAGCACAGGCGUGGUCGAAGCAUGGGGAGCACUACUCCUGGGCCCGACAACAAAGAUGAGGACUUGGCUCUGUUCCAUGAAAUGAAGCGCCGUGAGAAGCACAAUUUUCUACAUCCGUCGCCGGACGACCUGGAUGUGUCUCUCUCGAAGAAGUCCGGAACCGACCUGCUGACAUCGGACGUGGACAAGAACGACUACGACUGGCUAUUGACUCCACCGGGAACUCCUCUGUUUCCAUCGCUGGACCAAGAAGCUGCAGCUCUGGCUGUCAUAUCUCCUCAGGCUCCGCUUCUCAAUGGCUCGUCGACGGCAAACUCUUCCAAGUUAUCACAUUCUCCAGCGGAUCCGUCUCCUAAGAGCUCUCGAGGCAAUCCAAGUCCCAGAAGGGCAGGCUCCACCACCCCAAAUGGCACGAUGUCGAGAUCUCGAUCGACCCCUCACAACUCAACUCCCGUGGUUGCGACUGUCUCUAGGCCUUCCACCCCGAAUUCUUCUCUUACUAGGCCCUCCACCCCUACUGCCAAAUCAACCUCGACGCCCUCCGUAAGAGCAUCUACUCCAAACUUGAAGCUUUCGAUUUCUGCAUCCAAAUCAUCCUCUUCUACUGCUUCCACUCCCACAGCCACAAGACCAUCUACACCAAAUGCUCGGUCUUCAACUCCUCCUGUGAGGCCCUCGACACCUGGUGCCAGGUCCUCGACCCCGACGUCUAAGCCUUCCACUCCAACCAUGCGCAGAAGCUUGUCCGGAGGUAGGAUAGCAUCACCUGCUACAACUCGGGGUGGCCCUUCACCUAAAAGAACUACGUCAUCCCGUGGGAAUUCCCCUUCUGCCAAGAGGGUUACUCCAAUCAUCACGACUGUAGCCGGUAUGUGCUCUGAGGCUCCUCCGAAUCUGCGUACUACGGUCCCGGAACGAACCUCUUCCACUCCGAAGAGCAGUUCUAAUGGCUCUAGGGCGCUCUCCGACUCUGGUCACGCAUCAGAUGCUAUGGAUGCUAGUGGUCGCAGCAGACGACGACCUAGAUCACCAAGCGUGUCAAGAAGUUUCAGCUCUUCCAGCAGUCAAGAUCAACGCACCAGCUCACAGACGAGUAGAGGGUCAGUCAUAUCGUCUUAUGAUGAUGGGAUUGAGGUCAGUCGACCAACCAAUCAAAGCAGCCGGAACUCUGCCGCUGGAAAGUGGCACGCAGCAGGUCAUGAAGAUUUGCUCAGCGGGAAGGCAAACACGAAUGUGCAGUCGAAACGUGUAACGAGGUCGUUGGUUGUUUCGAGUAGUUCUUCUGUUUCGGGAGGAACGCCUUCUAAAAAAUCUCUGGAACCAAAUAAGUGGCAAGGGGAGGCAUACCAACAUUCCCCAAGCUCAUACAGACAUUUGAUGGCAAGUAGUCCUGGAUCUCCUUUCUAUGGGACACGGGCAAAUAGUCUCAUCGUGAGGCCAGCCUCUGCUAUGAAUUCUUCUGUAACCACCAGCAGCAACGCCAGUUCGGAACAUGGUACUACUGUAGCUCCUGAUACCGAGGGCAGUGAGAGAGAUGACGAUGACCUCCUGAGCUGGGAUAGUUACGGUCGAAGAUUGUCCCCUAGUCCUAGAGGACGGCAAGCGGAUAUAUUAAUGCUGGACAAGGAUGAAGACAAGCUGGUCGCAUGGCAAGACUACGAUCGUCUGAAUAGUAAUGACCUUGUGGCCUCAUAUAAGCCAGGUAUGCAGAGCACUUUAGAUACCGAAGUAACCAGUUUCUAUGAAAGUGACGGUAUCGCAAGUUUGGAGAUGCUUGAGCAACUUGGCCUCAUGGGUGAAGUAUAUAACACCAAGAAAAUAAUACCGGGAGAAAGGGUUCUGGAGAGAAGGGCCAGCAAUAUUGAGGAUGGUAAGGUGGAGUUACGUCGUUCAGGGGAGAGGCCUUUGCAGAGGAGAGCCAGCAACAUCGAGGACAGCCGGAUACCGGACGUUCAGCGCUCAGAUGAUGGGAACGGGUACACAAGGGCUGGUUACGACAAACUAGGCCAUGAGGGACACAGCGGUUCGGGACAACUCGGAUCGAAAUUGAAGAGGCAGGAACUGCUAGAUGCUCUGAACGAGUCCCGGAAGUACGAUGCAGAUGUUCACAUGGCCACGGGAGAGAGAGUUUUGAGUUCACAGAAGAGCAAGGUUUCCAAUGCAGAUAUCAAUGCUGCAUGUCUGUUUGUGCGCGAUUUCAGAGUGGGUCUUGCUCCCCCUCAAGGUGAGGAGAUAGCUUCAGCUAUUUCUUAUAGCUCAUCUGCUCCCGAAGAAGAAGCAACCAACACUAGCUGGGUCGGGGAUGGAGUUGGCAGCAUAAUGAGUCGCAAAGACUUCGGAAAUGUGAGGCAAACCCACGACUUUUCUCAGCAGAAGCUCAAAGUUUCAGGAGGAACAACUUCGUUUACGCAGAUGGAAAGUAAAUUGCCUCGUCGUCCUCAGUCGAGAGGGAAGGUUGGAAAUUCCGAGCCAGUUCUUUCUCACAUGCAGGAGGCUUCAUCGAAAGCAGAUGUCCUGCGGCUCCAGGCGGACGAGAAUGACAAUGCUAACAACUCAGCCCUUUUAAGUCUCGUGGAUGUGAUGGAGAGAAUCAAGCACGAGUCGUCUCAGCCUAAAUACUUAGACUUGGAAAAUCAGGGUUCAAAGACCAUACGCCCAACAGUUGCUGUGCUGGAUGGUAAGCUAUAUGUUGACAGUCUAAGGAGGCCCUCUCACUCUCAAGCAUCUGACAUCAGACGUGGUCUAAGCUACGAAGAGAUUCAUGCAAUGGAUGAGGUUGACACUCCUGAGCUACAUGACAUUGAAGAUGACUCUAUAAUGUACGACGGUGGAAAGGGUGAGUUGGAGUUACUGGAGAGUCUCCACAGGAGUGCUCUUCGUAAAGAGGAGGUGAGGGCGAUGGAGGAGGAAGUAGGUUAUGAAAGCCCGAAAAGAAGAUUUGUUAUGGCAGUGGAAGCAGAUGUGUCCUCGAUGGAAGCAGGCGAUUUACAUGAAAGUCCGAAAAGGAGGUGUGUCGAAGUGAAAGGCAGUGAAAAUGUGGCCUCCGGAGACGCCAUUGUGCUACACGGGAGUCCUAGCUUUUCACAUGAAGAACCGGAAUUCGAUGUCACCAAUAUGAAUUUGGACGACUUCCUACUAUCUGGUAAGGAGAAUCAAAUAGAAGUAGAAGCAAGUGAUGAACCUGAGCCGGUGACACCUCUUAAGAGUGGCUUUCAGGCCUCGGUGCAAUUCGAUGGAAUAUCGCCGACGGUGAAGAUAGAGCGUCACCUGACAUCUGAGAAAGAUGCCCAAGACGUUGUUGAAAGGGACGGAGAGGAGACCAACCCGCCAAGUCCGACUGGGGUCUGCUCUUCUCUGCAAGAGGAGGACCUCAUUGCCAUCAGCCCUGUCAUAUUACAGACCCCGGUCAAGGAAGACCAGCUGGAUGUUUCAAAUAGCGGAAUGGUCGUGGAAGAGGAACCACCUAGUAGAGGCAAGGGUCUUGUGCUCAGUGAGGUUGAGGAAGCCCAUACGGUGAUUGUCGAUGCUCCAGCUCCAUCUGAUGUUGGCCAUCAAGAAAUCAACGAUUUUCUACAGAUUGAGGAUAUCUUACCGGAGCAAGUUAAUCACAAACAAUGUAGUGAACCUAAUAUAGUGACUACGGAUGUCUCACAUUGCUCAGAGCAGGAGAAACACCUAGAAGUGCCCGACUUGGUGAAGAACCAGAGGGUCUUGACAGAGGAUGCCGAUGGCGUUUCUGUUAAUCAGGAAGUAGAUCACACCAGCGCAUCGAUUCUGGGCGGCGCAGGUGGGGGAUAUUUGACUGUCGAGGAUGUCGAGAAAGAGGAGGCGCAGACACUGGAUAGCUCAACGGUACAUGGCUUGGAUGAUGAAAUUUCGAGUAGUGUGUUAGUUGAACUCAGCAAUGAAGGGAGUGCAAUGCACCAGCCACUGCCGAUUACGGCCCCGAUGAUAGCAAGCAGUGAGGAUGAAGAAGUUUUAUCGAGGAUGCUGGUAGGAGUCAGUUCGAAGGAGAGCGAAAUGGACCAGCCAAUUCUGCCCACUUCCCAGACUAUAGCGGGCAGGGAUGAAGAAGGCUCAAGUAGUAUGUCUGUUGAGGCUGGUCACCUGGGCACUGGGAUGGACCAGUCUAUUCCGCUCAAUUUCCACAUUGUGGUAGGCAAGGAAGAUGAGCAAGGUUUAGAAAAUGUCUCGGUAGGAACCAGUUUCCAGUCGAGCGUGAUGGACAAUCCAGUACUGCCGGAACCCCAGGCCGUGGUGGGCAGUUUCCGGAAAGAAGAUGUGAGCACUGAAACUUUUGAUUCUGGAAAGGUUGACGACAGUCAGAUCGUGAAGGAUCUUGACGUGGUCAGUUCGAAGGAGGUGAAAGAAGACCUUUUCAUGGCUUCUCCUGAGGAUGAAGGAAGCUGCGCAGAAGCAGUAUCUGAGGGCUUUUCUGCAUCUGAUGACAUUUUAGGCAAGAUCUUUGUUAAGGCGGCCUUGGAAGAAUGCCAACUUCAGUUAAAAGAUACAGCCCUCGAUUCGGUUCCUGACCCUCCAUACGUGGAUGAGCUUUCCCUUCACUCUGGUGAUGAGAUGGAGGACAAGCAGGAACGCCAAGCAACUCCUUAUUACGGUUGUGAAUCAGAAAGCAAGGUUGUCGAAGAAGCCAGACCUGAGGGCUCGAUCUUCUCAGAAGAGCGUUCUCGAAUUCUGGAGAAUGAGAUGAUGGAGAGUCUGGAGGAUGACGAAACAUCAUCCGUGAAGAGUCUGGGCCCCAGUGAAGUCUUACAUGAACCAACCGCUGACACUCUUAUGUCAAAGCCUUAUGUUCCUCUUCCCCAUGAUGUUGAGGAUUUUGGAGCCCGUUCUGAAGAGCUGAACCAGGGCUCAGGGCCUCAUCAUCCAGGGGACGCGAGCAGUCUGGAUACGUCCGAGGCCGCCUCUUCCAAGAAUCUGGAAUUUUCACAAGAGGUAAUCGGCGAGGACAGUAAUGUGUGUGAGGUGAAAGAAUCAGUAGCUUUCCCUCAGAGCGUUACUCUUUCAGAAGAGUUUUCGUCGAAUGUAAGUGAAUCAUCACUGAAACAUCACGUAGUUGAAGAGUCAUAUAGUCUGGAGUACCUUGACACUAAGUCGGUGGAGACUUCAGACUACUUUGAAGCAAUUUCAGAAGAAAAGAUGGACAGCGAGGAGGUAUCUUCUGCACAUUUUGUUGAGAGUAAGGAGGUAGUUCUUGGUUGUCCAAUUGUUCGAUCUACUGACGAACGAACGGGUAUGUCCGAAGGUGUUACUAGACCCAGAAGUCGGUUGCCAACACCACUUUCUGAAAUGAGAAGUGCAGGCAGUCUCUGUGCAGCCCUUGAGGAGCAGUUAGCUGGGUUGAUCCAAAAGAUCGACAGUGCUAUCGAAGAAUCUAGUAAACCUUUCAUUUCUGGCCAGCAGGACGUGAUGGUCGGCAAGGACAAGCUGUCAGCUCGGACCUCGGAGCUUUUGCGGGAACAGGAGCAAGAUGAAUCUCCGGGGCCAGUUAGAUCAAAUGAAGAGGAAGAUUUGCUGGAUAUGUUGUGGGCUGAGGAUGAUGACAGUGCCUACCCUGAAGGAUCUGGGGAGGAUGACCUGUCCCAACUUCAGGAAUCGAAACCCUCCGGGAAAGAUGCUAAUACAAACCAAGUCAACGGCGAAAUCAGACUUUCGAGGUCCAGCGAGAAUGGGUUGACACUUUACUCAAAUGGCCAUCCGAAUGAGGUCUCACUGGAUAAGGCGAAGACAUCCACACCAGUCUUUGCGGAAGAGGAUGUGGAGUUCGUAGACUCACCUAAAAGCUCACUGGAGGUUCUACAGAUACACAACAACGUCAAUGAAGGUGACCCAACUUCACCAAGAACCUUACUUGCUGGAGCGUUAGUCCAUGCGACUACUACCCCAAACUCUGACGAGCAAGACGUAAGUGCUGCUGAUCAUAAUGUGGUUCUGGAGCAGCCGGAAUGUGUAGAAAGUCUAGAAGUCCACAAAGGGCCCGUUUCAGAAGGUUUGGAUGAAGAUGUUUUGCAGGACUCCGCACCUGACAAAGAAAUGAGCUCUGAGAGUUUGGUCUCAAGUUUAGUUGUUGAGGAUGAAAGAAACAUCUCAGUGCCUGAUAUCCGUGGCCCAGAUGAAACCGCGAGUUCUCCAGCCUUGUAUGUGGAUAUCUCUGAGACAGUCAGCAGAGACGGGGUUUUGAGUCCUGUAGCCUCGCUUUCUCCGCAUCAACUUGCUGUCGUCGAUGGUCAGGUGGAAGAGGAGAAAAGCUUGAGACUUGAGGACGACAUCUCUACAGACGUGCAAUCCGUUGGUGAAUGCCAUUCUGUAGGGCUAAGGUCUCACGCUGUCGAAGAUGUAGAAGGAUCGGCAGGGCAACGUUCAGCUGAUGAGGAGCACCUGGAAAAAGAGAGCUUCCAGGAUCCUCACGUAGGGCCAACGGUAGGCGCAGUGGUGCUCGAUGACGUUGUACUUGCCGAUUGUCCAUGUGCUGAGGUAGAGCCGACUGGAAACCAGCUGUCAAGAACGAGUCCUGGAUCAGAACACUCUGACGAAGACGAUCCAGGUCGUGAAAACAAGUUUUCAGUGGAUGGAGUCCAAAGCUCGACGUCAAACUUAUCUACAGAGAAGAAGAAAUUGAUCGAGCCUUAUAACGUUGCCGGAGGAAAUGAAGGAAGCACUGAAGGAGUUUUAGGAGCUGAUGAGGAAACGUUGCCUGGAGAGAUGCCUGCAGUUCCUAGCGAAGGAGCAUCUGCAGAGCAGCAUGAUGUAAAUGAAGCACCAAAGUAUCCGAAAGUACCAUCAGCAGAUCAAGAUCCACUUGCAGAAAUGCCGGAGAGUCCACAAGAACGGUUUACUGCAGAUGCUCUUCCACUUCAAGCUGAACUGAACUCAGAAGUCAAUGGCCAGACCUCUGAAGUCUUGGAAGCGGACAGAGCUCAAGGUGCUUCCUCAUGUGACUACCCUGUAGGGUCCAGCGUCAUAAUCUCUGAUCGAGAGCCAUCAAUCCAAUCCUCAACUGUGGAAACUGUUCUGGCAGGAGAGUAUGAGGAGAAACUUCAAGAUGGAAAGGUAGCUGUUGCUGAAAAGGAAUCCACGUACGUCCAUGCCGUGCCUGAUUCAGAUUCACGGGAGCCUGAUGCCUAUAUUGUCCUCGAAGAUUCUGUGACAGAUACAAGAUCUGCAAACCUCGAGGGAGAUGACGGUUUGACUCUUGGUCUUAGGGUUGUCUCCAGCGAAGAUGCAUCUCAAACACCGUGCGAUGACUCUAUCAAGGAAGACUGCGGAGAUCGGCUUCCACUGAACGAAGAAAGCCUGUCGCAGGUGGCCCCAGACUCACAUCCACCUCUUGCUUCUCACAGUUUAAGUGAAGAGCAGAGUGAGGUGGAGUCUCUGAAAGCUACGGAAGUCGGAAGCGAGGAGCCUUUAUAUAUACGGGAGGUCCACAUAUCUGCAACGGAUAUUAUUCCUCCGAAAGAGGAGUUAUUGCUUGAGUUGCAAGCUUCUGAUGAGCGGGACGGCGAGGAAAGCUCUCAUUCAAAACGCAGAAACUCAGUAACCUUUGACAAUGUGCCGGUCCCAACUGAUGUAGAGAACACAGCUGUAACUGACGAGGAGGAUUCAUACCAAGAAUGCGUCAGUCAUAACUCCAGCUCCCUUUCUACAUCAGUGGGCAGUUUAGCUGCUAGUUCUGAACAAGAGACUUACAGCGCGGGUACUCAAGGUGCCGCUGAGGAAGAUCAAGAGGAGACCUCACAGAUGCUACUUUCUCCUCCUACAAACCCAACGGCCGAGGUCAGUGACUCAAAGUCUCAAUCAGAGACGUUGCCGAGUAAAAGCAGUGAGGACCAGAUAACAAGUGGUGAAAGUAUCGUGGUCGAAUCGUUUGGUACUGACAAACCACUGGACGACUCGGAAGUAGGUCCAGCUGACAAUACUUUCAGCGCGAGAGCCGAUGGGGAGGAGGAAAUGUCAUCUAUGGUUGCCAAGGCUCCAGAAAUCCUAGAUCACGAAUUCCUUCCUGACGCGCCUAUUCAAUCUAUCGCUGUAGUGGCCAGUGGUGCUGAGAAGCUUCAGACUGAAGCAUCUCGUGCGGAAGAUGAGAGUGGACAUGAGGAUCGAACGGAUAGUGGACAUAUUGAGAGGUCUCUUAUUUCUCUAGGUGAGAGUCCUGUAUGUACUGAGUCUUCGCAUGUCUCGAAGAGCGAUGAAGCGGAGUCAGUAAAUUCGUCUGGAAUCGAGGAUUCUUCGAAGAGUGGCGAAGUACAGUCAGCAGAAACAUCCGCAGGUAAGCCCGAUGUUCCACAUUUACCAUCGGUUUCUGAAAGUAGAAUUCCUGCACUUUACAAAGAGGAAUUCAUCAGCAUUGAGGAAGAAGUGUGGAAUGAACAAAGAAGCUCGACUCCUUCCGAUGAGAAAUGGAAUACCGCCGAAAAUCUCAGACAGAGCGAGAAGUUGCACGUAGCUAAUGGGCCCAAGGAAGUUGAUCGACAACAGAGCUUGCCAUCAGAUGAUAAAGCGUGCAACAUGGAUCCAAGUUCAAGUCACAGCGAGAACGUGGAACAAGUAGGAAAUUUGGGCAACCUUUCCGAAGCGCAAAAAGAUUCCGAAGGACAUGCACUUUCUCGAAGCCCAACGGGAGGAAGGUUUGAUGUGACUAUACCAAGUGCUCAGUCUGGAGUUCCUGUUAUUGAGAUCAUUCCGUCAGAAAGGGUAACUGGGGAUGAAAAAGUGGAGUCGAAAUUGAACAAUGAAGGUGGCACUCCAUUCGAUGCUGGGUUGGCUGAUGCUGCUGUUGUAGGCGAAAAAAUGAAUGGUGUUGGAAGCCAGCUGGCCAAAAAACUACCCAUAAGCAAGGCUAAGUCCGUCCGAACAAUGUCGCUGAAUUCUGGUUCUCAGAAUGAACCAGCCGUGGAGGAACGUCUUUCACCCGAUGAAGCAGUACAAACGCAGAGACCAACAGGGUACACGAGCGUCACGGUUGUUUCACCAGAGAGCCUUCAGUGGGAACCAAGCACAACAGGUUUACCUGCGCACGGUACCAGGGAUACAGUUGAUUCUGCAAACGUAGGAGGAGAGCUGGGGAAGUGGAAUGGAGAGGGAGUGAACUCCAGUCCUGCGUCUGUACGGCGCGCAUUAGCCUUCAUGGGUCAGCAAGUAUCAUCAUUUACACCUGUUGAUACUUGCUUGCAAAGUCCUCCUACUCAACUGUUUGAGAGAGACAUGAAAUCUUCGGAGAAGGAUGGUGGAGUUCCCGAAACGAAGGUCGUUGUAGAGGAUGUGAAAAUUCCAGUUCAUUUGUCUCCACCAAAGUUCAUGUUGUCUCCAGUGAAGGAGGUUAACUCCAUGGAUUCUCCUGCACACACAAUCGUGGAAGUUAGCGCGAAGAAGGACGUUGCGCCAAUAAAAUCAUCGAAGGCGAAAUGCAGCUGCACAAUUAUGUGAUGAGGUUUGCAGUAUUACCUUUAGCACCUCGGAUAUUAUGCAGAUCUGUUUGCAGUCUUGUUUGUUGUAAUUAUGAGUACGGGACUGAAUCCACCCUUGGAAAGACCGAGACAGAGUGGGUCCUAAGCCACUUUUAGCGUCAGCAAAGUUAGCUGGUAGGUAGGUACAUCCUUUCUCUCACAGAAGCUCUGGAUGGUGGAAGUCAUUUUGUCCGUCUGUGGUUGGUGCUCAUUCUUCUCCCAAUGUUCACUUGACCCAGCUGCCGAGGGAGACGACAUGUCUCACUCCGCGGGCCAUGGUAUUCACCUUCCAAGCCAAAUUCACCACCACAUUUGAUUGUAGAUUGAAGAUAUUACUAGGGGGGAUUGUAGACUUCGAAAGUUUAAAGAUGUCACAUCCCCAUGGAUUGUCUGAGCAUGUAAUAGUUCUCAUGGGAUACCAAUUAUGUAUACACUAGAGUUCAGUUCUGAGCAUAAUCAGAAGUUUUGAUGGGCAAUUGAAAAGAAGUUUGUCGAGAAUUCUGUGUUUUACUGGUCGAGUGAUGUCGCCAGCUGACCUUCAGGCCGUAGCUCUUCUCGUGCAAGGAUGAUUUCGAAUGCUGGAUCGACUACUGACCAUUCAAAUUUUGGCCUCGUCCAUAUUCCCUAGACCCGAUGUGAAGACGAAUUCCCUUGUAUUCAUUAUCAUUUGAUGUUGCUGACCAG
Marchantia polymorpha subsp. ruderalis is the source of this 11269-nucleotide messenger RNA. NCBI's taxonomy places the organism in Eukaryota, Viridiplantae, Streptophyta, Marchantiopsida, Marchantiales, Marchantiaceae. The record is from the annotation of a GenBank genome assembly.